Salvelinus sp. IW2-2015 is the source of this 771-nucleotide messenger RNA. Lineage: Eukaryota; Metazoa; Chordata; Actinopteri; Salmoniformes; Salmonidae. The record is from RefSeq and is a predicted model, not a curated record.
AUGACCCCUACCACCACGACCCCUACUACCACUGUACACUACCACCACACCCCUACCACCACGACCCCUACCACUACGACCCCUACUACCACUGUCACUACCACCACGACCCCUACUCACCACGGUCACUACCACCACGACCCCUACCACCACGACCCCUACUACCACUGUCACUACCACCACGACCCCUACUACCACGACCCUACUACCACGACCCCUACCACCACGACCCCUACCACCACGACCCCUACUACCACGACCCCUACCACCACGACCCUACUACCACUGUCACUACACCACGACCCCUACUACCACGACCCCACUACCACUGUCACUACCACCACGACCCCUUACUACCCACGACCCCUUACCACCACGACCCCUACUACCACUGUCACUACCACCACGACCCCUACUACCACGACCCCUACUACCACGACCCCUACUACACUGUCACUACCACCACGACCCCUACACCACGACCCCUACCACCACGACCCCUACUACCACUGUCACUACCACCACGACCCCUCUACUGCUACCACGACCCCUACUACCACGACCCCUACUACCACUGUCACUACCACCACGACCCUACCACCACGACCCCUUACCAACCACGACCCCUACCACCACGACCCCUACUACCACGACCCCUACUACCACUGUCACUACCACCACGACCCCUACUACCACUGUCACUACCACCACGACCCCUACCAAAACAAACCCCCAGCAACCCCUCCAGGUUAUUCAUUAUGGAGGAUAUAA